AGGAUUGAAGAAGGGAUGGCUGCGGCCACUACUCCAAAGCAAGCCUGGCCCCCGUGGCCCCCCAUCUUUUUCCUGCUCCUCCUGUCUGGGGGGAGCAGCGGCGGCUGCCCUGCUGUGUGUGACUGCACCUCCCAACCCCGGGCAGUGCUCUGUGCCCAGCGGCGACUGGAGGCUGUACCAGGGGGACUCCCGCUGGACACCGAGCUCCUGGACCUGAGUGGGAACCGCCUAUGGGGGCUUCAGCGGGGAAUGCUCUCCCACCUGGGCCUGCUCCGGGAACUGGACCUCAGCUAUAACCAGCUGUCCACCCUCGAGCCAGGGGCCUUCCAUGGUCUGCAGGGCCUGCUCACCCUGAGGCUGCAGGGCAACCGUCUGCGAAUCAUGGGCCCCGGGGUCUUCUCAGGCCUGUCUGCCCUCACGCUGCUGGACAUUCGCCUCAACCAGAUUGUCCUCUUCCUCGAUGGAGCUUUCGGGGAGCUAGGCAGCCUCCAGCAGCUUGAGGCUGGGGACAACCACCUGGUGUUUGUGGCUCCGGGAGCCUUUGCUGGACUGGCCAAGCUGAGCACCCUCACCCUGGAGCGUUGCAACCUCAGCACCGUGCCUGGCCCGGCCCUGGCCCGCCUCCCAGCGCUAGGGGCCCUAAGGCUCCGAGAAUUAGAUAUUGGGAGGCUGCCGGGAGGGGCGCUGCGAGGGCUGGGGCAGCUAAAGGAGCUGGAGAUCCAUCACUGGCCAUCUCUGGAGGCUCUGGAGCCUGGGAGCCUGACUGGGCUCAAUCUCAGCAGCUUGGCCAUCACCCGCUGCAAUCUGAGCUCGGUGCCCUUCCAAGCGCUGCACCACCUGAGCUUCCUCAGGGUCCUGGAUCUGUCUCAGAAUCCCAUCUCUGCCAUCCCGGCCCGGAGGCUCAGCCCCCUGGUGCGGCUCCAGGAGCUCCGACUGUCAGGGGCAUGCCUCACCUCCAUCGCUGCCCACGCCUUCCAUGGCUUGACUGCCUUCCACCUCCUAGACGUGGCGGAUAACGCCCUUCAGACACUGGAGGAAACAGCCUUCCCUUCUCCAGACAAAUUGGUCACCCUGAGGCUGUCUGGUAACCCCCUGACCUGUGACUGCCGCCUCGUCUGGCUGCUCCGGCUCCACCGCCACCUGGACUUUGGCACGUCCCCCCCUGCCUGUGCCAGCCCCCAGCACGUCCAGGGGAAGAGUCUGAGGGAGUUUUUAGACAUCCUACCUCCAGGGCACUUCACUUGCCAACCAGCCCUGAUCCGAAAGUCCGGGCCACGAUGGGUCAUUGCAGAGGAGGGGGGGCAUGCCGUUUUCUCCUGCUCUGGAGAUGGAGACCCAGCCCCCAUCGUCUCCUGGAUGAGGCCUCAGGGGGCUUGGCUGGGAAGGGCCGGGAGAGUAAGGGUCCUGGAGGAUGGGACGCUGGAGAUCCGCUCCGUGCAGCUACGAGAUAGAGGGGCCUAUGUCUGUGUGGUCAGCAAUGUAGCUGGGAAUGACUCCCUGAGGACCUGGCUGGAAGUAAUCCAAGUUGAACCACCAAAUAGCACUCUCUCUGACCCCAACAUCACCAUGCCAGGGAUCCCAGGGCCUUUCUUGCUGGAUAGCAGAGGCAUAGCUAUGGUGCUGGCAGUCGGCUUCCUCCCCUUCCUCACCUCAGUAACCCUGUGCUUUGGCCUCAUUGCCCUCUGGAGCAAAGGCAAAGGCCAGGUCAAACAUCACAUGACCUUUGACUUUGUGGCACCCCGAACCUCUGGGGAUAAGAACUCUGGGGGUAACCGGGUCACUGCCAAGCUCUUCUGACCUUUCCUUCCACACUGGGGACCCAUCCAAGAGGGGAAGAGGACCAAGGCUGCUUGGACCAGAUGCUAGUCCCAAACAGCAUAGAUCUCGCACACCUCCUGCCUGCACCAUGCCAGCAGCUAAUGCUGCCUCCUGAUAGCCUGCCUCCUUGUGCUUUUGCAGUUUGAGGAUAGCAUUGUCAUCUCUUCCCUGAGUGUCCCGGGAAGCUGAAGA
Molecule: messenger RNA, 2010 nt
Organism: Eubalaena glacialis (North Atlantic right whale)
Lineage: Eukaryota; Metazoa; Chordata; Mammalia; Artiodactyla; Balaenidae
Gene: LINGO4
Product: leucine rich repeat and Ig domain containing 4
Exons: 1
Coding region: 16-1797 (593 amino acids)
Molecular function (GO): protein binding
Source: RefSeq, a predicted model, not a curated record